UAUAUAAGGAAUAGAGUUCUACAGUAUUGUCAUAAGACUCUAGGACAAAAAGAAUUCAACACUAUUCUCUACAUAGCUUGAUUUAAAAUACAUCGACAAUGCUGCAAAAAUAUCGAUGAUAAGAUAAACACGUUUAUUUAAACGCAUUGUGAAAUCGAUUGCUGUCAUGUAAACAGGUGUAAACAAGUGUAAAUAAUUUUAAAAAUGUCAAAUUCAUCCGAAAGUGAUAGUAAUGUUCAUCACAGUGACAGUGAAGAGCUCGUGAGAACCAACAGAAUAAGAAGAAAUAAAUAUAGGUCUAACUUCAGGUUAAUACAACAACCGAACAAAGAAACAAAAGAUGAACAGUGGAAAAUUCAAAUUGUUGAUUCAAGUGAAAACGGAAAUGACGUUACAGUGCAAGAUGGGAUGAUGAAAGCACCGCCUACUAUCACGACUCCGGAAGCUGAAAACGUACCUUUAUCUGAAGAGAAACCCGAAGAGGAAGAUAAAGGAACAGAAAACGAAUAUUCAAGCCCUGAAGAGUUGAUCUACAACACCAGAGCGUUACCUAAACACAGCCCGACGUAUGAAUUGGAAAAAUUUGAAAAGAAUGCUAUGAUCAUCUUUAACCAAGAGAGCAUUGACGGAUAUAGAAAAAGAUUAGGGACAGAGAAAGAUGUGGAGGCUUUAGACACUACGUUCAAGAAAUUUGGAUUUGAAGUGACAGAAAGAAAAGAUCUAACUAAAGCAGAUCUAUUUAGUGAACUCGAAGCAUUCAGCAACACAGACUUCACCGACUACGGUUGCAUCGCGGUGGCGAUCCUGACGCACGGCUCGAAGCAGGGGCUGCUGCGGGCUCGCGACGCGCCCUACUGCGAGAUGGAGCUGCUUAAUCUCUUCAUGGACAAGCCCAUGCUCGUGUCCAAGCCGAUCCUCUUCAUCAUCCAGGCGUGCCGCGGUACGAAGCAGACUGCAGGCGUGGCGGUCCAUACGGCCGGCCGCGUGCGGCGCGACCUGGACGAGGAGGUGGAGCCCUAUACCCUGCCAGUGGAGUCCGACAUGCUCAUACUGCACAGCUCUUAUGUCGGCAAACCUUCACAUAGAAACGAACUCCACGGCUCCUGGUUCAUACAAUCCCUCUGCAGCAAGAUAGACGAUAUGGCCGACUCCCACGAUUUCGAGUCCAUACUGACCGAAGUCAAGCGAGAGGUCGCCAUAGACCGCCACCACAACGAAUACAACCGGAGGACGCUAGAAAUGGUCACAAACAAACAAAUGCCAGUCACAACUUCGACUUUAAUCAGAAAGUUGUAUUUGAAGAAGUUUGGAGAAGAUGAAAUCUCUUAUAGUAAGGUGGAGACUGAGAGACAAGACUCGAGGAAUGAGGUGUUGGAUUGUGGGAUGCCACGGACGCCAUCGUUUGGACGAUGCUCGUGUUUUCUAUCACAUUUUGAGUACAUAAAGAGUUGUUUAAGGCAUUAUGUAGACGAUAAUCCCGACGACACGACAGCACAAGGGUUCCUUAACAUAGCCAACACUUUCAAGAGCGACAGAGACUUCGACACCUCCAAAGAAGUGAUGUUGCAGACGAUGUGUAACCAUUUAAUAACGAACGCACAGGCAUGCACGUUUUAUAAAUAUUUGUACUUAUAUAAAUAUUGAACGUGUUAAACGAAAGUUUAUACGGAGUGUGUUUUUACUGUGUUUGGGACUUGAGACGAAUUUCGACCAAACCUUGUGGCCAUAUACUCAAAAGAAGACGUGGUUUACUCAACUGCCUACAUAAGAUACAAUAUCAAAAGUUAGCACCAGAGAAUCUGUAAUCGCGAAACUUCAGAAAGUAGAAUAAGUCUAUCUCUAACUCUGUCACUUUUAUUCAGUAAUAGUGAUAGAGCUAGUAGAGAUAAAAUCUUAAAUUUAAGUAGUUCGAAAUAGUAGUUCGAAAACUGUGACUGAAGACAAGGUUGCCAGAGGAACCCCUCUAACAGAUCUUGAUCAGAAAUCCAGAUUCUGUGGAGUGGAAAAAGUGACCUGACUACAAUGUCUGCUCUACUAAUGUAAGUAUGAUUGUG
Messenger RNA from Cydia fagiglandana, 2054 nucleotides. RefSeq names its product caspase-7-like (gene Casp-4). The record is from RefSeq and is a predicted model, not a curated record. The transcript has 5 exons. The coding region runs from base 205 to 1644 and encodes 479 amino acids. Lineage: Eukaryota; Metazoa; Arthropoda; Insecta; Lepidoptera; Tortricidae. Gene Ontology annotation, biological process: proteolysis. Gene Ontology annotation, molecular function: cysteine-type endopeptidase activity.